AUGUGUAUGCUCGUGACAUUCCGCCAGUCCGACAUGCUCCUCACCAUCCAAUACGCCGACGACACUACUUUGGCGAUGUGCAUACGCUCCUCCGAUGAUCUUGCCGCCAUUCAAGCUCACCUGGACAAGCUGGCUGUCUGGUGUGCCACUAACCAUCUCCGUGUCAGCCACGACAAGUGUGCCGUGAUGCGGUUCAGUUCGGCCAGGAAGGUCCAGACGCCACGCUACAUGCUUGGAAGGCUCCCUCUUCCACCUGUACAGGAGCUCAACAUCUUGGGUGUAUCAUUCACGCCCUCACUCGAUUUCAGCUGCAAUGUGGCUAAAGUGGUGAGCAGGUCUCGCAGGGUACUGGGAUUGGCGUCUCGAUUUUUCCGGCGUUUUGGACGGGAGACCCUGAAAACACUGUAUACGGCUCUGGUACUUCCUCGACUGCAGUACUGUUCUUCAAUAUGGAGCCCUCAUCAGAUACACCUCACUGAGCGCCUAGAAUAUGUGCAGCGCGGCGCGACUCGAACCUUGUCCCGCCACGACCAUUUUUCUGACUACGAUGGACGCCUGCGGUCUCUUGGCUGGCACCGCCUGAGCCACCGACGAACAGUGGCGCGUCUCCGACUUGUUGCAGUUGCCGCUGGCCCUUCGCUGGCCGGCUCCUACCUAGCAUCAGUUCCCCGUAUCUCUAGCCGGACAAGCUGUCCUAUCCCUCUCCGCGCCCGCACCCGGCGACAGGAAGCUUCAUUGUUCCCCGCCGCGGUGAGCUCAUACAUGUCAUUACCUGAGCGCACGCGCCAGCCCCUGCCGGGGACUGGGGACGAACUCCGCGACUUCAGCAGGACUGUGUCGCGUGCCCUCCGAGCUCAAUAA
Molecule: messenger RNA, 861 nt
Organism: Ixodes scapularis (black-legged tick)
Lineage: Eukaryota; Metazoa; Arthropoda; Arachnida; Ixodida; Ixodidae
Exons: 1
Coding region: 1-861 (286 amino acids)
Source: RefSeq, a predicted model, not a curated record